This is a messenger RNA of Pan troglodytes (chimpanzee), 1729 nucleotides long. RefSeq names its product regulator of hemoglobinization and erythroid cell expansion (gene RHEX). Gene Ontology annotation, cellular component: plasma membrane. The transcript is spliced from 6 exons. The record is from RefSeq and is a predicted model, not a curated record. Lineage: Eukaryota; Metazoa; Chordata; Mammalia; Primates; Hominidae. The coding region runs from base 348 to 866 and encodes 172 amino acids.
AGCUGGGCAGAGCAUGGCCAAAAGAGACAGGAGGCAUUAUCUCUCCCUUCACCCUGCUGUACUCAACGAGCGAGAUUGCUAUCUUCUGAGUGGCAGUGCUCCCGCCUUGUUGGAAAUGUUGAAACACUUGUGACUGACCUCCAGUGACACAGAAGCUUCUGGGUAGGGGCUGGAGAAGGGUCGGGGAGAUAUUUCCGUUAGGACAUCGCUGAAACACAGACUGGGAUCAGAUUGUGCUCAUAGUCCUAAGGAUCUCCAGCACCCUGCCGGUGGCACUACUGAGAGACGAGGUGCCAGGGUGGUUCCUGAAAGUGCCUGAGCCCCAACUUAUCAGCAAGGAGCUCAUCAUGCUGACAGAAGUCAUGGAGGUCUGGCAUGGCUUAGUGAUCGCGGCGGUGUCCCUCUUCCUGCAGGCCUGCUUCCUCACCGCCAUCAACUACCUGCUCAGCAGGCACAUGGCCCACAAGAGUGAACAGACACUGAAAGCGGCCAGUCUCCAGGUUCCCAGGCCCAGCCCUGGCCACCAUCAUCCACCUGCUGUCAAAGAGAUGAAGGAGACUCAGACAGAGAGAGACAUCCCAAUGUCUGAUUCCCUUUACAGGCAUGACAGCGACACACCCUCAGAUAGCUUGGAUAGCUCCUGCAGUUCGCCUCCUGCCUGCCAGGCCACGGAGGAUGUGGAUUACACACAAGUCGUCUUUUCGGACCCUGGAGAACUAAAAAAUGACUCCCCCCUGGACUAUGAGAACAUAAAGGAAAUCACAGAUUAUGUCAAUGUCAAUCCAGAAAGACACAAGCCCAGUUUCUGGUAUUUUGUCAACCCUGCUCUGUCUGAGCCAGCGGAAUAUGAUCAAGUGGCCAUGUGAAUUCCAAAUAUUUUUAAUGAGGUCCAGUUCUCUAUGGAUUCUUACAUUUAAUUUGUAGGGAAACGCCAUUUUUCCCCCUUAAACAAGGCAUGGGGCUCACAAGUCUAUGGAGACAGGCCAAAAAGAAUGUGGAGAAGAAAACUGAUAAAUACACAGAGGUCCUCAAGACCCAUGGACUCCUGGUCUGUACCCAAAAAAGGCUGUUCAUUCCUCAAAAACAAAAACAAGGCUUGGGUGGGAAAACAGGCCAAUGCCCCGGCAAGAAAGGUUCAGAUCAGAUGUUAGGAAGAACUUUCAGGUAAAGUAUGAGAACCAUGGAGUCCAUCAGCAGAGAUAGUAGUGAAAUCUCUCCCCAGGGAAAAUUUUAAAAAGGUUGAAUCAGCUGUUGUAGAGUUCUAUUUGGCAAUCUCAUGGUUAAAUGACUUCCCUUUGAGCUCUUUAAUUAUUGGCAAUAAACAACUUCUUUAAAAGUUUUAAAUAAAAUAGCAACCACCACCAGUUCCUCUUUUCCUGUUGCCUAACCCUGCAGUUUUCCUUGUUUUCAGUGAUGUGUUUUGCUGAGUAAUCCUCCUCUGUCCUCAGAACUUUAAAUAGUGCAUUUACAAAGCCUACCAUCAAUCAACCUUUGAAUCUGCUGUUUCUUAUAAGCCAAAGAUGACAAAUGGAAUUUUGGUAAAUAUCAACCAGCAUCAUAAUCUCUUAUUCCAAGAAAAAUCUCCCAAAGCUCAAUCUAAUAAAAUUCAAGAUUCAUUCCUGGUGUUUUUAAAAAAACAAUUAGGAAUACAGGGACACUUCCUAGUUCAAUUAAGAAUGAUUUAUCUCAAAUCAGGAGAUUACAUGAUAUUUAACUGUAAGCUCCUAGA